AUGAUAGCCGGCCUCUCCACUUCGCCGACCUCGAGCAGCGAGGGCACCCGGUUUAGCACGGGGCGCAGCAAGCGCCACCUCUGCAGCGAUGCCUUUCUGCGGGAGUACCUAAACACACUGCCAUCCGACUUUGAAGGCGACGCCUGCCCUCCGCUCCUCGACGAGGAGGAGCGGAUAGAGCGGGAGCUGGCGCAGCUGGACCGCAGGGGCCUUAAGGACCGCGUCGCAAGCGCGACACUGCGCUGCGACGAGGCGCUCAUCGACUUGCUUGAGCAGGAGCAGCUGAUGGGCAGCACGCUCUCGGAGGUGCGCCACCUGGAGUCUCGGCUGAGUGACAUGGAAGACGAGGUGGAGACGCUGCGGUUGCAGUUGCAGGCGUCGGACGACUACGUUGAGGCACUGCUCCGCGAGAAGGCAGACGUCUGGCGAAAGUUGACAGAAUCCAAGCACGAGUUGGCGAACGUCAGCGCGAAGGCCGCCCGUCUGCAGCGGGACCUCGCCGCCACGACAGCGCAUGAAAAGCAACGCCUGAGCCCUCUAGGAAACACGCCCCGUGCUGCCUCAGCGGGGGGGAUGUCUCCUGCCCCUGUCUUGCGGGCGCACUGCUCCUUGGCGGAGCGGGGGCAGGGGCGCGGCGGGAGCGGCGUCGGAGACGGCGGAGGUCUGCAAAGUGGGCCCGCACUUAACCGGACUCCUCAGGGGGAGAGGCGUCUUGCGACUGAUGUUGCAGGGACGACGCCGACGGGGACAACUGCCGCCGUGCCGCCGCUGGAGCCUGAUUCCCACACGCCUGCUGCCCGACAGGCGAGUGCACGCGCACUGAGCCCGUUUGCUGCGGGCGCUCUGCAGGAAAUUGAGGCAACGCAGGGCGAGGGAGGCAGCCUGCACAACGGCAGCGCUGAAACCAUUGAUUGGCGCAAACGCUGCCUCGAGUGCCAGAAGCGGAAUGAGUUUCUGGAAAAAGAACUCGCCAAGGCACAAGGCUCCAGCAGCGGGGCUUCCAAAGAGCUGACUGCACAUUUGCUCCAGAGUGAGACGUCGCAUGAUCCUGCCUUUGCGCAGGAGCUUCACUCCCGCCUAAGGCGCACCGUGGCGGAGCUGCGGCGGGUAGAGGGCGAGCUAAGCGCGGAGCGUGAGCGGAAUCACAAACAGGGUAAACUGGAGACGCGGCUGCUGCAGGACGUCGCCCUCUUUGCACGAAAACUGCGCACCCACGAGAAUGCAGAGAAUGAGAUGAGGGCCCGGCGGCGAUCGGAUUUGAAGCUCACCCGAGAGGAGUUACUAGACGAGUUGGGUCGCUGUCGCUCGACCAUCAGUGGGUUGACGGCGCAGCUCGCUGCUUCUAGCGCCGACGAGUUGGAGCAGCCGCAGCAGCAGCAAGCAAAGAGCGAAGCGAGCGUAACCGAGGAACUCGUGUCUGCGCUGGAAGCGGCUCUCACCGCGAACAAGGCCCUGCGGGCAGAGAAGGAGGUUGUGCUUUUGGAGAAGAAGGCGCGGGAGGAGUCAUACGAGACGGAGCUGCGCAGCCGCGUUGCUGAGAUGGAGAGGCUGACUGCCGCGCUGCACGAGCUGCGGGAGCAGGCAACCCUGCUGGGGAGGCAGCGCCCUUCCACCGGUGCCUCGCAACGGUGUCUGCCCGCGGCUGGCAGCCCAAAGAGCCCGACGGACAACGACGCGGCGGGAUGUGCGAGGACGCCGAAAACGUCUUGA
Messenger RNA from Trypanosoma conorhini, 1710 nucleotides. RefSeq lists its product as uncharacterized. Lineage: Eukaryota; Euglenozoa; Kinetoplastea; Trypanosomatida; Trypanosomatidae. Bases 1 to 1710 code for a protein of 569 amino acids. The record is from RefSeq and is a predicted model, not a curated record. The transcript has a single exon.